UGGUGGGUGUGCGUUUACAGCCAGAGGAGCGGCUGCUGGGUCCUGCCUUGAAAGCAUUUCUGCUUGAAAGCUACCUUCGUGGGCAUAAAAAACCCCACCACCCAUAAAAAUCAAGCGUCAAACCCGAGAUGCAAACCUUCCCGUUUGACUGAAGAAGUCGUGUGUCAGUAGCGUCAUCCCGCUGCCUGCAGCAGUGCUGUGCAGCAUUCGCUUAGUUGUGUUGGGAGCACAGCGAGGUGUCUGUCUUCGUGAAGUCAUGCCCUGAGAGCUGUCAUUCAGAAACAUGCUUACAAACUUUAAGUAUUACUCUUAAGUCUGUUUCCUGCUGAACGCUUUUUACGGACAUCUUACCGUUGUCUGACAGCUUAUGGUUUGCAGUUAGCUGUCGCUUAUACCAUCUGUUCCAGUAAUAAAAGGAGAUGCAACAAGUGUUUCUGCAUUAUUGCAUAUUUUCCAGAGCACACUUUUUGCUUUCUAAUCUUUUGCAUACCUAGUGGUUAUGUGCAGCAUUGAUAACUUUGGCAGCAUUUGGAGUAAAAUUUUCAGAGCAAUGUGAUAUGACCUGACUACAGCAGAACGCUGACUGGGACUGUUUGUUGCCACGUGUCGUCUUUCACACCGUGAUUUUAACCUUAAAUGCUGCCAUGCUUUUCCAGGGCAAAACCGUGCCAGAGGCUGUGCAGUUUAACGGUUGGAAGUAGCUGCUCUGCUAAGUGCAAUAUUAACAACAAGGAAGUGUUUUCAGGGAGGGCUUAAUAACUCAAAGAUCAGAUGUGUAAUGUUUCUCACUUAUUAACCAGAUGGACUUUAAAAGAUGAUCCCUAGUUUCUAGGCUAAUCAGUUCUGACACAUCCUGCCUGGGGUAGUGCAGAAUUUAGAGAUGUAACGCUCAGUGGGUUAAAAAGAGCUGAAAUAAACCUAUCCAAGACUUAAAUGUGACAGAAGCAGAGUUUGAUGGAUGCAAAUUAUGAACUUUUAGAGAAGAUAAGUGAGAUUGAAAGGGCCACUGAAAUAUGAACACAGUGCUGUUAUAAGAACUUGAACUUGUUUCUGCUCUGGUUAUCUGUUCCUUUAAUGCUCUCCAGCAGCACCAAGCUACUCUGUUGCCAGCAUAGGUGGCCCUGCUCUAAGCAGGGCAGCGUCGACUGUUUCUGCCAGGUAGGUCAGGUGCCAAGCAGCGCCCUGCAUUCCAUGUAUUGCUAGGAGACUGCACAGGAAACGUGCUGAUCAAAAAGGGUUAAAAUUCGUAUCCCUAGGGCCUGCUUCUUCAGAAUUGUACUGUGGACUUUGUGUGGCAAACAAACAUGUAAUAGGACUUUGAGUGAAUGCCUAUAUAUUUAGCAACUGUUAGGAGUAGAGCAAAAGCACCUAGAUGUUCAGCAAUACGCAGACUCACAAGGGAAACAUCACGCAGCUAGUCCUGCUGAAGAUGUGAUUCAAAUAAGGGCUUUUCUCAUUUUCACUGCUGCAAAAAAUAGUUGAUUAUUAGCUUCAGUUUGACUCAUAAGUUCUAAAGCACUUGGCUCAACGCUAAAAAGAAAGAAACUGUUCUGUAGCAGUCAUCACCGUCACUUCAGGGUAUUACAUAGCCUUUACCUGUUGAAGCAGCUUGUUUUCAUGAUCUAACUACUUCUUGCUCCAUGGUUGAAUGCAUUAAAAUAGUGACAUUGAUUUGACAUUCCUUUAAGGAAGUAUCCGCUGUUGGGAAAAGCGAUCCCGAGAAAAGCCCAAUUUCAUCUGUUGAAGUAGAGGUAAAUGGAAACAAGGGUGUGCGUGGUGGGGUGGAAGUGCUGCCCCAUUCUGGACAUCACCAGCAACAGAUCCUGUCAGCGGCAGCUGAUGUGGGGAGAUUUGCAGAGCAAUUUGCCAGUGUGCCUUUUUUAAUUGCAACGAUCAGCAUUGUUUUUCCUCCUGCUUAACAUGUUUAGCAAUAAAAAGAGCAUUGCAUAACAUUUGUAUUUGUUAACUACUAACAUUUAUCAAAGGUUGGCUAAUUUUGGUGUGUUAUUGGCAGACCUUUGGGGAGCAGCACACGGCUCACGGCAGAUGCAUCAUGUCAGCAACAAAACUCAUGUCAGGUGAAUUUCAGAAUUAAAAUGGUUUUUGUAUUAGAAGAUCUGGAUUUUACUCCAGAGCAGUUGCCAAAAAGGAGCUCUUUAAAUUCAGUGUUUCGGCUAGAUAUUAAAAAUAGUAGCCCUGCCUUUUGUUGCCAUCAGUAAUACAUUAAAGGACUUCUCCUUAGUGAAAUCGGGCUUUUCUCUGGAUCCUUUUCCUAGCAGAUGAUAUUUUUCCUGAUUGAAUGCCAAUUCAAUAUCAAAGCAAUGAAUUAGAGCACUUAACUGAGCACAGGACAGCAAAAAUUGAAGUCAAACAGUCUAUAAAGUGUGAAAUCUGUUAAAUCAUGUAAUUCACAGCCCAGUUUUCUCUCCUCCUGCUGCCACUUCCCAGCCAGAAGCCCCCAAAUAACCAGCCAACACUUGCAAGGUCUCAUGGAGUAAUAUCAUGACAAGGCACCGCUUGUUGGGAGGUGCCAGGGGAAGGGCAACUUUGCUGUUUCCUUGGCUGACAUUGUGCAGCUCUCAAAGGACAUGUAUGAACUUGUUGGGAACACAGUGAUGUGAUCAGGUGAAAUGUAUGACCCAGAGAAAGGUAGAAGCACUGUGACAGCGUUGAUGGAGAUAAGGAUGUAGUAAGGCAUGGUGUGCAGGGAAGAGUAAUGUUGCUGUCGCAGGCCAGGUGAGAUAGGUGGGCAGAAGGACUUGCAGGCAUGAAAACUCACAGGGACUCACACUGAUAGGGACAAACCUAAUUAGCUCCGACUCAAUUGUCAGAUUAGUGCUUGUUUAAAGCCUCCCCUCCAGGGCUGCUCUCUGCAUGAUACUGUAAGCUUGUUUUCAGUAGAAAUUUUGCUUUAUUUGAAAGCAUGAAAAAAGAUGAUGCUGACUGAGGACAAGACUUAAAUGUCAGACCUUAACCCACUGUUGAAGUGAGCCAUUACAGAGUCCACAGAUACACCGAACAGUAAUGUCUAGUUUACACUCCCUGCUGUGUUUUCACUUUGCACAGAAGCUAGAAACUGUAUUCUGUCCUUAAAAGGAGAAGACUUUAAAACAAAAAAAAAGAACUUGAAUUAGAAUUUUAGCUUCAACUUUUUAGACACUGCUUUCAAGAAAAGUCUGUGCACCCUAUGCUUGCACUCUCUUCCGGGUCUGUUAAGAUCUUUUGUCUCAAGCCUUUCCUUCUGCAAGCAUCAAAAGCUGUGGUCUAGUGUGGUUUUGAUCUCUUAAGGAGCUUUUACUCACAAAAGACAGACGACUUGUUCCUGUAGUGUGUCUGACCAUAUAAAGUGUUCAAGUGGAAAAAAUGGUUAGUUCAUGACUCCUUUGUGAUUCAUGGUUUCCUCCGAGUCACUACUCUGGUCCAGUGUCAUUUUCUUACAUAUGUAGCUCUAAAGCUAUAGAGGGGAUCAGCAGUAAGUUCACUGGUGCUUCGUUCAGUUGGCUGCAAGUUAGUUUAGACACUUCCAGGGUUGCGAGGUAAACUAUUUUGCAUAAAAUAGGUGGGAAAAAUAGAGUUGCAGGGGAAAGUUAAAUAGGGCACAAUGAGCAAGAAGCUUCUUAGUUCUCUAGGAAUUUCUACCAUUUGUGUUUCUGGCCAGCCUGCGUACAGAGGGUGGUAACAUAAGUGAGAUUUUCUGUCUUGGCAGGACAGUGACUGGUGGCUGCCUCCAUAAAUCUUGUGGGUAUCUGCAGCCUAGACGUGUUUUAGAGCCUGCAUGCUUGGGAAGACAGUAUUCGGUAAUACCGAGAUUAAUUUCUGAUUAAAGGAAGUGAGUAUUACUAAGAAUCAAGCUUACUAAAAAUACAAUUUAUCUGUAAAGACUGGAAGCAAGGCACUAACUUGCCGGCCUUUCUCUAAUAAGCUCAGUAUUGAAACAGCUAAAGUGAUCUUUUUAGUUGACUGUCUUAACCCAGGGGUAGCAGAGUCCCUUUCCAGGAAUGCAGGGUGGAGAGGAAAUCCAGUGCUUUCUCUCGUUUUGGCUGUUUUUCACACCACCUCCAGCUCUUAUCAGAAGCUGAUGUGUUUAGUAACUCCCUGUCCUGACUAAAUGAGUUGGAGGCAGGAGCGGUUUUCGAAAGAGCGACUCAGAGCCCGGAGCAUCAGCAGGAUCCGGAGCCCAGCCAGGCGUGGCAGAGCUCCUGGGGAGGCUUCACUUGAGCACCCUCGGGGGCUGCUGGAGUUGCUCUCCUGCACAAGGACCCGCAGACUCUCCUUGGCAGGAGCAGAGGCACUGCCUGGGAAACUGAGGUGGCAGCGACCGGCCCAUCCUAGCGAUACUCCUUGUAUCAGAGAAGUUCAAGGUUGGUUUGUGCUAGAAACAGCUAAUCACUGCCACAAUGACAUCUUCAAGCUCUGCCCAGCAUCCAGCAGCUGAGAAUGCCUGCAGAGUCACACUGGGGCAAGUUAACCAGGUGCGACCCAAACUGCCGCUUCUGAAGAUUCUGCAGGCUGCAGGCGCCCAAGGUGAAACCUUCACACUGAAGGAGGUUAUGCAUUACCUAGGACAGUAUAUAAUGGUGAGGCAGCUAUAUGACAAACGACAGCAGCACAUGGUCUAUUGUGGAGGAGAUCAGCUGGGAGAACUGCUGGGACUGGAAAGCUUCUCUGUAAAAGAUCCAAGCCCAGUCUAUGACAUGUUGAAACGGAACCUGACUUCUGCUGCAAUGGCAGAUGCUGCACAGAAUCUCGCAAAGGAACAGAGCGUCGAUAAGCCAAGCCAAGACCAGCUGAAGUUUAGCCGGCAAGAAGGUUCUGACACUGGCAUCAUGGAGGGUGAAAACAAUGCUUCUGCUUUGUCUACCUCAGAGCAAAAAUGUGAGAAUUAUGAAGACAAAGACUUAAUAGAAAACCUCUCUAAAAGCAAGAAGCCUAAACUGGACCUAGUGUUUGAGGAAUGGGAUGUAGCUGGUCUUCCAUGGUGGUUUUUAGGCAACCUCAGAAGCAAUUACAAGUCCAGAAGUAAUGGAUCAACAGAUAUUCAGACUAACCAGGACAUAGACACUGCCGUUGUUUCAGAUACUACUGAUGACUUGUGGUUCCUCAACGAAUGCCCGUCGGAUCAGAGCAGUGCUGCAGUCAAGGUGGAAACGGUUGACUGCGAGGAACUGAAAGAAGGUGGCAAAAAGGUGACCGAGGAUGCAUGUUUGCAUGACUUUGAGGAUUCUCAAUGCUUAAGUGAUGACACAGAUACAGAAGCUGCUUCUGAGGACUGCUGGCAAUGCACCAAAUGCAAGAAAUUUAACUCUCCAGGCAAACGGUACUGUUACCGCUGCUGGGCCUUACGGAAGGACUGGUACUCAGAUUGUCCCAAACUGGCUCAUUCUCUUUCUCUGUCCAACAUUGAUGCUAUGCAGAACAAAAAUGAUGAUGAAGGGAUAGAUGUCCCGGACUGCCGAAGGACUAUUUCUGCUCCAGUUGGCCAACCCAAAGACCUGUACAUGGUAGAAAACAAAUCACGUGUAGCUCCCUGCAGCUCUAUUGAGUCUUUGGAUUUGGCACGAGAGUGUGAAAGCAAGGAGUCUCUGUUGCAUUUCAGUGAGCAUAAAAAGGAGGAAGAAAUACAGUCCUUAGAGAGUAUAAAAAAAUUACUGAAUCCUUGCUUCUUAUGCCAUCACAGACCACGGGAUGGGAAUAUUGUCCAUGGAAGGACUGCUCACCUUGUGGCCUGUUUCAAGUGUGCAAAGAUGCUGAAGAAAAAGAGAUCACCUUGCCCAGUGUGUAGGAAAGAGAUUGAGAUGGUGAUCAGGAUCUUUAUGGGGUAGUUGUGCCAGUUCAGGCCUUCUCCACCAAAAGAUAGCACACGGGUUUUUUUGCACUCACACAAACCCUAACUUCAGAGCUCGGCCAGUGAAUACCAAAGAAUUUAGAUUCAAUCUGACCAAGAACACUGAGGAAUCCUCUGCAUUAAAUGAAGCAUCAUCCGCUUUUCGAUGUCCAUUUAAAUGAAAGCCUCUAGGGAGCAGGGAGUGACGGGCACAUUGGUAUCAAUGCCCCAGCUUUAAAAUUGUCUAAAUCUUCUAAUUUCAGCUCAGUGGUGUCACUAGGAUUCUCUGUUCUGACAACUGGUCCUUGAAGAAAACGAGUUUUGGAAAGAGUUAUACUUUGGCUGUUGGAGCAUUGUUCUCCAGUAAGUCAAACCCUGUGCAAUGCCUUUUAAGGGGGAGUCUGCAUCUGAGAUACAUUUAUGCAGGGAUGGGAAAGGAGGUGGGAGGGAAGGGUAGACCAAGGUGUUUGCAAUUUAGAUAAGCCAUUUCUCCAAGGAUCAGUUUGCCUGAGGGCAGUGAGAAGUAAAUAACCUGGUUUCUGAUUGUUUUGUUUGUUUGUUUAAUGUAGGUUUGUUAGAUAAGGCGAAGGUCCUCUUGCUCCCAGACUUGAAAUAAGUCCUCCCAAACGUUUAAUCCGUAGCUAUCUCAGGUCACAUGGCAAAAGAAUAGGGAGUUAUACUUUGCUUUGUUAUUGGAGCUUUUAAUUUUUAUUGAUUCUUUUUUUCACUUAAAUACAGUUCUAUGUCCUCUUGCAUAGCUUUGUUGAAGCCUGUCCAAUGUUAGCUCAGAAUCUGGUCUGCCAGCUGGAUUAAAUUAUAACAGCUCUGUGCAUGUUUUGGGAUGUUCUCAUAGCUCUCUGCUUACAGCACCAUUGCAGCUUCUACCUGCCUCGUCUCAUCAGGCCAGUCUAGAUAGAAGAUGCUCACUUUAGAGUCCAGUGUGGCUUUAACAACAGGAUAUGGGCCAUUGAGGGAAAAAAAAUAAUUCCUGUAAAGCACCAGUUGCAGCUGGUUAGUCUAUGGGCUGUGCUUGGUGUUAGUUUUUUUUAAUUUUUCUCCACUGAUUUUCUUUCCCUGUCAUUUCAUGCUUCAGAUCUGUUUGCAGCAUUUACGUUGUCCUUCAGAGCUAUGCAUGGUUGCUCUAUGGGCUGUUAAAAAAAAAAACCUCAGCUAGAACUUGCAGUUUAAAAAUGUCUAGCCCUUUUCUGAGAUUAUAUCCUAGAGUACGCUCAGAUCUUCCUCAGCCUUCCUGUUGUGCAGGGCUUUGGAGGGCCUGCAUCAUGCAGCAGUAGCUAUAGUGCCUUCACCUUUCAGGUAUACAGGCAUCUGAAUUCAGUACAGUGUGUAGAAUAAACCCGGUUUUGUCAUCUUCUCUAUAGUUGCCUCUCUAAUCUAGGAAGUACACCUGAAGACAAAAAAAGAGAAGGUAGUGCUCAUAUCUUGGUGCUUCUCUAGGCUGUUUCCACCUUGUUUUCCACACUCCUUGUGCUGGUCCAGCUACAGCAGGUCAGGCAUGCAGUGGAAGGCCCCAGAACCUGCCCAGUAGAAGGUCCCAGCAAACUGCGAUGUCAAAGUUGUUGUUUCUCUGCAAAUAUAUCAGAGUAGGUGCUAUAUGCAGUCUCUGCCUACCACUGCCAAAAGUCAGGUCCACUUUAUAUUUUGCGUAGUAUUGUGAUUAUUUCUAUGUUGCCUAUUAUUUAGACUAUUGUUGUUGGCUGUUAUUUACAGUUGUAUUUGAAAAAUCGGAAGAUAACCGUCUGGUGUUUUGGUGCACUAUCUAUAAGUCCAUGGGAAUCAAUCCACAUGGAAAAGCUGACUUACUGCUCCCUUAACUGAAGGGCUGUUAAAUUGCUGGUGAUGCACUUUAAUCAUGCUAAGAUCAGCAGCGUUACCGCCUGGAAUCACCGAAGGGAGUUCCUGCCAGGUAGUUUCUUUCCUUUUAAGGGUCUUGGGCUCAGCAGGGUGCGUUGUGGCACUUUGUGGCACUUCUGAAUACUGUGAAUUCCCCCUCAUCCCGAUUGCUUCUGAGAACUAAAUGUUUUGCUAAAAAGCGGUUUUACUGAAUUGUUCAGAUCUGGCCGCACUGAAAAGCAUGUGAUUUGUGUUGACCAAAAAAAAAGUCAGGAGAGUUUAAGUUCCAGUAAUGGGGUUGAAUAUCACUACCAAAAUCCUACUGAGAUCUGUAUGCAGCUUCCAUUAUUAAAUGAAAAUUGUUGUCAGUGUGGCAGUUUGUGAUAAAAAGCAAAUCUGCAGGAUAACUUUCAGUGUAACUAUCUUUGUAUCUGUGACUUCUUGUUCAGUAUAACCAUAGUGUUUACACAUGCAUUUGUCAAGUUCUUAAUUCUUUUUAGCAGAAAUAGUUAGUGGACAUAAGAUAUCACAAUGUUACAGUUGAUUUUCCUUCCUAUAGAAGUAUAAGCUAUUGCAGUGCAAGCACGUUGUGUGUAGCUGUAACUGCCCAGUUGUGGCUGAGGCUUGGGGCGGGGGGGGGGGGGAGUUCUAGUGCAGGACAAGGCGAGAAGAAUGUUUUAUUGCUUUAACUUAAGUCUAAGUCUAAAGAAGUAGCAAUUUACCAAGAACUGCUCUUCUGACACUUUGUAGGAAGUGCAGACUUGAGGUAUGGGUUGAAGAACUAGCUCAAAGCACUCAGCUACAAUACUUAACGUUGCAGUGCAGAUGAGAGAUUGGCCAGGCGGUGUUAUUACUUUCCUUUUCUGCAGAUGUGGCAGUUAAUGUGGAGUCCUAAUUCAGAAACCCAUUUUUUGGAGGAGCUAAGCAUUUACCUGAGAUGGGUAUGAACUCGGGUUCUCUGAAUCCGUCAUUGGUGUCUCAUAGUGGAUGACAGUUCUUCUCUCUUACAGUGGUUUUACUAUGAAGUGCAAUAUGAGAGAAGAGGUCCUUGGUAAUCUUUAGCAGUCAUUGCUGCAUGUCUGUUAGAGGAAGUGUUGAGUGCAGCUGUCUUUCGAUGCCCAGACUAAAAAAGUUUAUCUGUUUCACUGCUUUUUUUCUUCGAUGACGUUGGUUGCUGUUCCGCAGGAACCUGCUAAAGUCUCAAAGGCACAAGUGUACCUGUAGGUCAGAUUUCAUUACUAGAUCCCUCUGCUUUUCCACCAGAAGUUUUGGCACUAGUUAUGCCCAGAACCAGCAGAUUUCUUACUUUAGUGGGUAUUUAAAUACUGUAUAGUGCCGUUCAGCACAUUAUAGUGCUCUGCAGUUUGAAACCAUACGUAUAUGUAAACUCUCUGUAUUGGCAGCCAGAGGUACAGACGUUGCAUUUACUCCUGAAAGUCUUUCCAGUUUAAGUGCCUCUUCUCAGUUACUCUCAGUGACUCUGUUUACUGACACACACAGCACAUCAGCCUUUUCUUCAGCUCUCUCUUCAAAAAUCUCAGCGUCCCUCCUCUGCUGAGAUGUAUUAUCGAGCCAAUUUAGCCUAAACAAAGCCGCUACAAGAAUUACAAAGAUCCUUUGGAGCACCUCCCCAGAGUGCUUAUUUCUUCUGAACGGUGGGUGUUGCCAAAGACAGCUAUGAACUUUGUGCCUGUGCUACGUAUUUAUUACGGUGCGUGACUGUGAUGGAAACCAUAAUGCAGCUUGCCAGGGUCUGCUCCAUCCUUCUGUGUCCAACAUAGAUUGUAUCUGAUACCGAGAAGCUGUCCUUGCAGAGAAAAAAGUGGCUGUUGGACAAAUGGAAGUGGAAAUGGAGUGGAAACUGAGUGUCUCAAAACGCAUCGGGGUAGCUUCCUUUUGCCUGCUCACACUCUGCCUCUUCUGAGCUUCAUCUUCCAGUCCUGGAAGAAAAAACAAAAUGGUCUCACUAGAGGCCUUCAGUGAUGCCUGACUGUUUUGGAAGAUGCCAUGAUUAAGUGAUUGAAGGAAGAGCCGGGACACUGGUCUCCAUUCUGUCUGUCCAUAAGCUGAGCAAGGAACUCCUCAAGUCCUGUGCAUGCUCUUCGGCCACCUAUACAUUUGCAAGCAGCAUCAGGAUCUUUGAAAAGGAGAUACUGUGAGGCCAUUCUAUCAAGAGCAAGAAUGAGACUCACAAAUGAUAUGGGGGUGAUAAACUGUGUUUGGAACAGCUCUGGAAGCACAGAUGACCUUUGGACAGCAGCUUUUCUGCUCUGGAAAUCCUUCAGUUAUCUGUCCACAGUGACAGGAAUUUCCCUUUGAAAACAGGUGAGACCCUGCUUGCGACUACACGGUAGUGUCUGGCCAGCAGAACAGUCAGCUGCCACUAGCUGGGUUACACAUCCCAUCAACUUGCUCUCUGCACCUUAUUAUGAUUAAUACAGGCAGCUGUUGUGAUUGCAGUCCUGUUUUUCUGUGCUAUUUUACCCUGGUAAUGUGCACUUGCUGCUCACACAUCUGUGGGGAUGCCCCAUGCCUGCUGUGCUGAGCAGGUGCUUCAAGAAGAUGCAGCCCACUGAACUCGGCAGUUAUCUUCAGAAUCUCCGACUCCUAGAAGGCAUAAUCACAUCUGAGGAUCAGUCUGAGAAGAUACUUGAAGAAGGCAGGAACAUGUACCUCUGGCAAAGAUAAAGACUUGCUGUUCUGGAAAGAGUGAUUUCCUGCUGGAUCUCCCCAUCACCCUUCCCUGCAGCCUGUUGUUCCCAGAUAUAUUUUUCUUGUUUAGAAAAACUCCAUGUCUCAACAUACACCCACACAGUCACUGCAGUAACAAGCAGGAGUGCUUGCUAAACAACAUCUGUGUGUUUGCACUAUUUAAAAAAAAGGCACGUAUCGCAAAACUGAUGACCUGUUUUUGUGUCCUGCGCAUAAUGAAUUUAAUUAAAUUGAGCGCGUUCUAUGAUAACGUAGGUUUAUUUUUUCAUUUGUACUGCGUUUCGGGGAAAACCUUUUAAGUAAAGGCCUGUUACCAGCUAA
Messenger RNA from Harpia harpyja (harpy eagle), 10708 nucleotides. RefSeq names its product MDM4 regulator of p53 (gene MDM4). Gene Ontology annotation, molecular function: ubiquitin-protein transferase activity. The record is from RefSeq and is a predicted model, not a curated record. Gene Ontology annotation, biological process: regulation of cell cycle; protein ubiquitination; negative regulation of apoptotic process. Bases 4398 to 5822 code for a protein of 474 amino acids. NCBI's taxonomy places the organism in Eukaryota, Metazoa, Chordata, Aves, Accipitriformes, Accipitridae. Gene Ontology annotation, cellular component: nucleus. The transcript has 12 exons.